UGAAGAAUUAACAAGAUGGACAAUUUAGACGACUCGGAAAAUAACGCAAAAAUAUCAGACUCUGCGUAUUCCAACAGUUGCAGCAACAGCCAGUCCAGGAGGAGUCACAGUUCGAAGUCUACACAUUCUGGAAGUAAUUCAAGCGGGAGCAGUGGUUAUGGCGGAAAACCAUCUACAUCUGGAAGCAGUGAUCAACCACCGGAAAAAAGAGCUAAAGAAAAAGAGCCUAAGAAGAAGAAACAAGCUCAAGUAGAUAGUGUGCCAACCCAACCACAACCUGAAGAGGAAAGCAGGCCGGUAGAACCGGUACAAGUCAUCGAGACACCGCAAGAAGAAAUAACAAAUGAUGUUGACCAGACACCGGCGCCUCAACUUGCACAAGAUAAAGAUGGACCAGAGAGUAUGGAGAUAGCUGUCCAAGACAGAAUCAGCGUCAGUGAUGAGGUUGUUUCCUGUAGUAUGUCAACUGUCAACGUAAUGAAUUUGGUGUCCUGCAAAUCAACAUCUUCCUCCUCUUCGGAGGGAUUCUCAUGUGUUAUAUCGAUGGAUGACGGAGUUGUUAUGUACACAACAUCUUCGCUCACUGCCACUCUUGGUUUCCCAAAGGACAUGUGGAUAGGCAGAUCAUUCAUAGAUUUUCUACAUCCUAGAGACCGGAAUACAUUUGCAUCUCAAAUAACAAGUGGGUUGGCGGUUCCAAAAAUAGCUAACGGUAAAGAAAAAGUUCAGUCACCAGCAAAUUCCGUGUCGACGAUUGUGUGCCGGAUACGUAAAUACAGAGGACUGAAUUCUGGAUUUGGUGUCAAAGAGUACGGUGUGAAGUUUAUGCCAUUUUUACUCAAACUCACAUUCAAAAACAUAAACGAAAAGGAUGGCAAAGUUAUUUACCUGGUGAUACGAGCAACUCCUUUUAUCUCAGCUUUCAAAGUACCAAACGAAACGGUAUCCAAAGCGGUCCCUUUCGUAUUGCGUCAUGCCGCAGACGGUUACAUAGAGUAUAUUGACCCAGAGUCUGUUCCGUAUCUUGGCUACUUGCCUCAGGAUUUGGCGAGUAAGGACGCAUUGCUUCUGUACCACCCCGAAGAUUUAGGCUAUUUACGCCAUGUUUAUGAAAUGAUCGUGAAACAGGGCGCAGUGCCGCGAUCUAAAUCAUACAGAAUUAUGACUUACAGUGGUGACUAUAUAAAAAUUGAAACAGAAUGGUCAUCAUUCAUCAAUCCCUGGUCUAGGAAACUGGAAUUUGUCAAUGCCAAGAAUUAUAUAAUCGAGGGCCCAUCCAAUCCGGAUGUCUUCCACACACUGGAAGCAGACAAAGUUCUGAAGUUAACUGAAGAGGAAAAGAUUAAGUCACAAGCAUUAAGAGAAAGUAUUAUCAGAAUCUUAAACGAAGUACUUACAAAACCUGCUGAGGUAGCUAAACAACAAAUGAGUAAACGUUGUCAAGAUCUUGCCUCCUUUAUGGAAAAUCUUAUGGAAGAACAGCCUAAAACCGAGGAAGAAUUACGACUGAAAAUACAGGACCCGGAUAAUAGCUACUAUGAACGAGAUUCAGUGAUGCUCGGGGGCAUAUCGCCUCACCACGACAAUUAUGACAGCCGAUCCAGUACCGAGACGCCGCUUAGUUAUAACCAGCUCAAUUAUAAUGAAAAUCUUCAAAGAUAUUUCGAUAGUCAUCAGCCAUAUUAUCAUGAUGAUUAUAAUUCGGGACCCGGCGGAUACAUUUCGAGUUCCAAAGAUUCAAAUCAUGUUACAAGCUGCAUGUCCCCAAUGGCGACAGCUUCUGGAGAUUCUGUCGAGAUGACAAGUUCGUGUGGAAGCAGCGUAGAUUUGACGACAAACUGUGUCUCUAUAUUGGGAGGUUACCAACCAGUGCGACUCACCGAGGCUAUUAUCAACAAGCACAACCUAGAAAUGGAGAAGGAAUUAAUAAAAAAUCACCGCGAAACUAGUUCUAGUACCAAAGGUGAGCGAGAAAAGGCUUCUAAGGAAACAAGAAAGAAGAAGAAAGAACAUCUCGCCAGAUGCAAUGCGAGUUUCCAACCAACCACUGCUGGCACUACAACAGUCACCGAGCCAGCGCGUCAUGGUGUAAAGCGCUCAAAACAUUUGGACUCCGAGGCCAGCACUCAUAAACACCAUUGUUCAUCGCCGCGGACAUCACGACGGCGGCAAACUACAAGCGCUGCACCUGCACAAAUAUCUUCAACAGUCACGACCGCAGCAGCAGCAAACCACUGGCAACCGAAUCCCAUGAACAAUAUGAAUACAUUCAUAUUGGGCGUUGGACUACCGCAGCAGAUGUCAAUUAUAAGGCCGAUGAUUCCACAACAAAUGUCUACAAUGACUGCUAUGCCAGGCAUGUUCCCGAUGUAUUAUGCUCCCGGGCCACCAGGCUCACCUAUGGCUUCAAGCUCAACCAAUUUAGACGCCACCAAAAAUGCUGGACAGUAUCAAGCUCAUGCAAUGCAAUGUAUGAUGUACGGUCAAACUGUGUACGGAUCGCCGUUCAUGUACUCCCCCAUAUCACCCCACGUAUCGUACUCAAUGCACCAGACGAUGAUGGCGCAGUCAAUGCAUUAUAGUAGCACUAUGAGCCCCUUAGGACUUACAACUAGUAAUUAUGAAGAGGCCUGUAAACCCAGCUUGCAUUUGAGAUCAAGCAAAUUGGGCAGCUGGCGGGAUAAGAAACCAAAUGAAUCCCAAGGGACAUCUUCUAAAAUUGCACAAGGAAAUGUCGACAGCAUAUUUUCUUCAAACACAUUAAAUCGGAGUACAGAUAUGGUACCGGAUACCGGUGAUAGCGUAUCUAGGUCAGAGAAAUCCAAAAGUACCAGGGCGAUGAACAGCGACGAGAACGUGGACAGAAUGGACGGAGAGUCCAGCUAUUCCUCUUUCUAUUCGUCAUUCUUCAAGACCGAGUCGGGAAGCGCGGAAGAGAGUGGAGACGCAAAGAAAACUACGCCUAAGAUCAGGUUUUGGGACAGAAGUCGACCAGGUGAAGAUGGUUUUGGAGAGGCGACGUCGUCCUACUACGAGCCACGCCAAGUGAAAAAGGUAGCCAAGAGAAAAAUGGAACCGCCGUGGUUGGAACAGGUGUGUGUGACGUCGGAUCUGAUGUACAAGUAUCAAGUUUUAUCAAAGACCAUGAAUGAAGUUCUUGUAUCUGAUAAACAAAAAAUGAUUAAUAUUGAACAGCCUUCGCUAGUGAACGAACAACUGAGUCAACUCUACGUGGAUCUGCAGCUCCAAGGUGUCGCAGCGAGACUUACACUCGAAGAAGGCAUCACUAGCUCAAGCAGCUCCGGAGAAGAAACUUCAAACACCAAGGCUCCCCGAAGGAAACGCGAGUAUAGCAAAUUGGUUAUGAUCUAUGAAGAGGACGCGCCUUUACCACCCCCUCCAGAGGGCGACGCAGUUGCUGGAUGUUCUGAGAAUGUAGGGUUAUAAAUUAAUGUAGACGUGCCAUCAUGUUUAAAUAACGAAAAGGUAUUAAUUGCCAAAGUGAUAUAAAGUAUAAUAACAAGGAUAUUUAUGUGUUAUAUUUUACAUAGUUUUCUUAUUAUUUUAUUAUUGACUGGUCAGAACUAUGAUGGACUAUAAGCGAAGCGUGUAGUGUAUAAGCGAAUUUUAGAUAUUGAUCAAACUAUCUCAAGUACUAAUAGUGUUUUUAUUUUAUGUUUUUAUUUUGUGAACAUGCUACUAAACCAAGAAUGUCAAUAAAACUAGUUUAUCCGAUAAUGCUGCCCGGUCGUGCAACCCAUUUUAUUACUAGUAUUAAAUCGCUUUACAUAUUUAGUUUUACUGUAUUAAUUGGGCACUUUUAUAAUUUAGGUUAUUGUCGCUUGGACUUCUACGAUUUUAGCAAUGGUUGCGCGGCCUUUUUUACAUUAACUAUCGACUAUUGUUAUUAGCAAUCGUCGUGUAGGGUUUAAUACGAAUUGUCGUUUAUUGUCAUCCAAUACAACAUGAAAAUAUUAAAGUUUUCAUACGACCUUUGAACCUUGAUUCUGAGUACUUGUCACUGAUGGCACUUAUAAUAAUUGAUUCCUUUCAUAAAUCUCAAUUUAUGAUAAACCAAGAUACUCUUAAUUACAUACGGUCAACAAUUAUUUUUAAAUAUUUCUUAAAUUUGAAGACUGUCUUGUUACUUAAUUUUUUCUUUUAAGGCGAAACCAAAUUGUUUCCAAAUGUCAGUAGUUAAUAAGUCAAUAAGCUAAAUAACUUUCGGGUUUAUAUAUCCGUUUAGUCUAUUGCUUUUAUUAUUAGUUAAUAAUUAACAUAAUUUUGAUUUACUACAAUUUAGUAUUUCUAGUACCAGAAGUGGCAAUUGAUACUAUUUGCUAUUAAUAAUGCAUUUCAAAACAAGUUUUUUGAAUGUGUAAAAUAUUUUCAGUGUUUAUACCAUGUUGAUAAAAUACAUGUAUGAAGUGUCUUAAAUUUUAUAUGUAUAAAAAUAUAAAGAAAUUUUUAUAUCUGGACAUUUGAUAGAAACUGAAAGUUGAAUUAUA
Achroia grisella is the source of this 4508-nucleotide messenger RNA. It is a transcript of the gene per, whose product is annotated as period circadian protein. Gene Ontology annotation, biological process: negative regulation of transcription by RNA polymerase II; circadian regulation of gene expression; entrainment of circadian clock by photoperiod. Gene Ontology annotation, cellular component: cytoplasm; nucleus. The transcript is spliced from 26 exons. Lineage: Eukaryota; Metazoa; Arthropoda; Insecta; Lepidoptera; Pyralidae. Gene Ontology annotation, molecular function: transcription corepressor binding; transcription cis-regulatory region binding. Bases 16 to 3447 code for a protein of 1143 amino acids. The record is from RefSeq and is a predicted model, not a curated record.